CAUCUUUCCAAAGCAAUCCUGUAGGAAGCGAGGGCGGGAUGUGUUGGCGGUGACGUCUCCGGUCCUUUUGAGCCCACUACCGACAUGGCGUAAGAGGAAAAAAGCGAGUGAGGACGGCGUUUGUGAAAACGGAGUUAUCGAAAGGAAAACCGAGAGGAGACGCUUGAAACCUUUGGAUUUAUGUAGCCUACGAGAAGUGUUUUGUCGGCAAGUUCUGUUAAGUUUGGGUUCCCCUCUGCCGGCUUCGAAGAUGAUGUCAGACGCCAGUGACAUGCUGGCGGCCGCCCUGGAGCAAAUGGACGGGAUCAUCGCAGGCUCCAAGGCGCUGGAGUACUCCAACGGGCUGUUCGACUGCCAGUCCCCCACGUCGCCGUUCAUGGGCGGCCUGCGCGCGCUGCACCUGGUGGAGGACCUGCGGGGGGCGCUAGAGCUGAUGGACCCGGAGGAGCGGGACACGCUGCGCUGCCAGAUCCCGGACUCCACCGCCGAGAGCCUGAGCGAGUGGCUGCAGGGACACCUGACGAACGGACACAUCUCCAUGGGCGGGGACAUAUACCAGGAGAGACUGUCCCGACUGGAGAGCGACAAGGAGUCGCUGGUUUUGCAGGUGAGCGUGUUGACGGACCAGGUGGAGGCGCAGGGGGAAAAGAUCCGGGACCUGGAUCUGUGCCUUGAGGAACACCGUGAGAAGCUGAACGCAACAGAGGACAUGCUGCAGCAGGAGCUGCUGAGCCGGACGUCCCUGGAGACGCAGAAGCUGGAGCUGAUGACCGAAGUGUCCAACCUGAAGCUGAAGCUGACCGCCGUGGAGAAGGACCGGCUGGACUACGACGGGCGCCAUAGGGACAGUGAGGGCUUCCUGCCCCAUGAGCAGAGGGCGGUUCUGGAGACGGAGCUUUCUCUCUUCCGGGACAGGAUGCGUCAGUUCGGGGACCAGGAGGGAUUGAUCCAGGAGAUCAAUGAGCUGAGGUACAGGGUGUCCGAGAUGGAGACCGAAAGAGUGCAUUAUGAGAAGAAGCUGAAGUCCACCAAGCCGCUCAUGGCCAAACUGUCGAGUCUGAAAAUCAGAGUGGGGCAGAUGCAGUUUGAGAAACAGGAGAGUGAGGGCACUAUCCUGACUCUGAAGGAGGAGCUGGGCACGCUGAAGAGGCAGCUGGAGGGUCGGGACGGCGAGCUGAAGAUGCUGCAGGAGGAGACGUACCUGAGGGGCGGCACGCCAGGAGGCGCAGACGGCAUGGAGAGAGAUCUGGAAGUGCUGCGGAUGAAGAAGGCGGUGGAGUCCUUAAUGGCGGCGAACGAGGAGAAGGAUCACAAGAUCGAGGAGCUGCGGGCCGCGCUGGGACGCUACCGCAAGGUUCAGGACAUGGUGAUGUCGGUGCAAGGCAAGAAAGGACAACCGAAAGACCGGGACAGCGAGGAGAGCCACAGCGAGGAUUCGGCGUCGGCGCGGACGGCCGAUUCCGGCACCGCGGGUUUGGAGACGGCCCCUCUAGCCGGCCUGGAGGGGGCAACGGGGCAGGUCGCCGAUGAGCUCAUGGCUUUGGCCCAAGGCUCCGCCGCCGUGCCGAACUUUGACCCGACCGCGGUGGGAGAGCCAGAGCCGGGAGCAACUGUCAGCGACGCGGGCAGCCGGGACGCGCCCGCGCUCCAGGAGUCGCCGGGCAGCGGGUGGCGGGACACGGACCUCACCAAGACAGGGAGCCUGGACGACCUGAUCGCUGGCAAGGGCGAGAAGACGGUGGUGGCGGUUCACCAGACGGCUGCAGAGAACAAGGCGUGUGAGGAGCUCAGUAAGAUCAGCACACUCCCCCCCAGGUCCCCCCCAGCCGCCGCCACCGGCUCCGGCUCCGGAGACGACAGCUUCGGCACCAGGAAGGCCCGCUCCUCCUUCGGCCGUGGCUUCUUCAAGAUCCGCGGGGGCAAGAGGACCGCCAGCGCCCCCAACCUGGACCGCGGCCGGAGUGCGAGUGCGCCCAUGCUAGCGGAGACCGAGAGGGAGGGAACGGACCACCUGGAUUUGGCCGGGCUCCCCCAGCGCUCGGCGGACAGCGACAGCACCCACACCCUGCCCUCCUCCCCGGAGGGGAAGAAGAAGUCCAGAGGAAUCAAGAAGUUCUUCGGGAAGCUGAAGAGAAGCCAGUCUACCACGUUCAACCCCGACGAAGACAUGUCGGAGACCGAGUUCAAGAGGGGCGGAGUCCGAGCCACCGCCGGCCCCCGGCUCGGCUGGUCACGUGACCUGCAACGCGGAAACAGCGAGCUGGACACGCCCUUCGCCAGGUGGACGAGGGAGCAGGUGUGCGGCUGGCUGCAGGAGCAGGGCCUGGGCGUGCACGUGGGCCUGGCCAAGCAGUGGAUCGCGUCCGGCCAGACGCUCCUGCAGGCCUCGCAGCAGGACCUGGAGAGGGAGCUGGGUAUUAAACACCCCCUGCACAGGAAGAAGCUUCAGCUCGCUUUGCAGGCGCUCGGCUCUGAAGAGGACGACAACAAAGGAAAACUCGACUACACCUGGGUGACCAGAUGGCUGGAUGACAUCGGUUUGCCGCAGUAUAAGACCCAGUUUGAUGAGGGGCGGGUGGACGGGCGCAUGCUGCACUACAUGACUGUGGAUGACCUGCUGUCCCUGAAAGUGGGCAGCGUUCUGCACCACCUAAGCAUCAAGAGAGCCAUCCAGGUCCUGCGCCUGAACAACUACGAGCCCAACUGCCUGCGCCGCCGCCCCUCCGAUGAGAACCACGUGACCCCGGCGGAGAUCUCUCAGUGGACCAAUCACAGAGUGAUGGAGUGGCUGCGGUCCGUGGACCUGGCGGAGUACGCGCCCAACCUGAGGGGCAGCGGCGUGCACGGCGGCCUGAUGGUGUUGGAGCCGCGGUUCAACGUGGAGACGAUGGCGGUGCUGCUGAACAUCCCGUCGAGCAAGACGCUGCUGCGGCGGCACCUGGCCACGCACUUCCACCUGCUGGUGGGCGACGAGGCGCAGCGGCUGAAGCAGGAGCAGCUGGAGGGCCCCGACUACGCCCCGCUCACCGCCACCGCCCGGGUCAAGCCAAGGAAACUGUCGUUCGGCAGUUUUGGCAGCCUGCGCAAGAAGAGACAGGAGGACAGCGAAGAGUACGUGUGCCCCAUGGACGUGGAGAUGCCCAAGGGCAAGAGCUUCCAGAGUGGCCACAGGGGCGUGGACCUGUAUGACGACGACCUGGACCGGCUCGAGGAGAUGGAGGAUUCUGAAGGGACUGUGAGGCAAAUUGGCGCCUUCUCCGAGGGAAUCAACAACCUGACGAGCAUGCUGAAGGAGGACGAGUUUUUCAGAGAGGCGUCCGCCGGCUCGCCCGGCUCCGGCGCCAUGGACGACGACUCCAACGUCUGAGGUUCUCGGCCGUCGCCACGGCGCCGGCCCCGCCCACCACCUUCGCCUUCACCUUCACCGUUGCCAGAGCCAGGGCCAGGGCCGCACGCCCCCCCCCCCCCCGAGCGCCAUCUUUGGUAUCGGCUCACUUCAGCCGCCAAUCACAAAGCCAAUCUCGCCUGUGAACAUGCUAGCUUACGCCGGUCACGACCGUGUAUUACAGCGUGCGACUGGCGCCAUUACGCUGACACGAUGUACGCCACAAUCACAUUGUCAAGGUCGUUUUUGAAACCUGCUUUGAAAAAUUCACCGCGCGCAUUCGGGCGGUGAUAUUGCGCCUUUCGUGAGCUGUGAUACGCUGUCGUGGCUGCCAAUGACAGGUCCGCAUCACGAUAGGUCAGUAUGUACGUAGGCUUUAUGGUGAACGGUUCAAGUUGAAGGGGUUACCUUGAAUUUUUAACGGUUUAAAAAAAAAGAUCCUUCGUAUCUCGGUUGUUUGUUUGUUUCUUUUUGCAUUUCAGUUUGUUUUCACCACACACUACGUGGAAAAAGCCGUUGGCCUUGACAGUGGUGUCAACAUGAUGUAUUCUGGCCUUUAAGAGGACGUGAAGCUUUUCUGUGCAUUCUGGCUCCACUCCGGUUGAGCGUUCCACUCACUGUUUACACUGUGUAAACAGCUGAACUUGCCUGAAACCUGUUCACAUUGAUAUGCAAUUGCUGAAAGGAUACCGUGUUGGAGAGAUCCAAGUUUGCCAACCAGCUGGUUACUGGAUAUAUUGGAUUUGUCUACAGUAUGUGCCUCUGUGCCUAUUUUUGUUUAAUUUAGGACAACAACAGGACGUGGGGGCACCACGCUUACAUGGUGUACAUUCUCAAAGCCCGAUCGGAGCUGUUUUUGGGGAACGUGGGGUGAUCGUCGAUGGCCAAUCUGUUUUUUUUUUUUAAACGGGACCCGAUCGUAUCUCGCUGUAGCCCACGGUAACGUGGGAGGGAAAGCAGUUGGCGGCUUUGCUUGAAGCCAGCACAGCCAUUCCCUGUCCCACAGCCUCAUCUUAUUUGCCAAAGGAACGCGCAUUUUAUAUAUUGACCUGUUUCUGAGAUUCGAUGAGUGGACUCGAACCCCGCCCCCCCUCCUCCACGGCCAGACCACGGUGCCAACGCACUCCUUGCCUUCCCGCAGAAAUAGCCACCUGGAAAGGGCUCCAGGUGAUCUUUCUUCCUGAUUGCUGAAGUGGCUAAAGCCCCCCACUCCAGAUCCUUGUUAAGCCUCUCCUCCACUCCUAGCGUUCAUCUGUGCAUGUUUUUGUUCACCCAAGUCAUUAACUCACAUGUAUUUAAUUCAGCUACUUCAGUGUCCUUGCAUGUUAUUUAAACCAGUUGUCAUUUUUUGCAAUGAUCAUUGUGUAGAGACCUGCUAAAGACAUCAUUAUUAUUAUUAUUAUUAUUAUUAUUAUUAUUACUAUUAUUAUUAUUAUUAUACAUAUCUGUAACAGGCUAGCAUACAGCAGAUUUUAUUGGGAUUUUGUAUGUUUUAAAUUGAAAAAGGAAAGAAGUAAGAGAGAUGCACAAAUUAAUACUUCUAUGCAGUCCUUGUUAUCCCAUACCUGUAAAGCAAUUGUGUAUUGUGUAACUUCUGCAUUUUAAAAGUGUCAAUAAAAUUUCAACUCA
Molecule: messenger RNA, 5014 nt
Organism: Anguilla rostrata (American eel)
Lineage: Eukaryota; Metazoa; Chordata; Actinopteri; Anguilliformes; Anguillidae
Product: liprin-beta-1-like
Exons: 30
Coding region: 251-3367 (1038 amino acids)
Biological process (GO): neuromuscular junction development
Cellular component (GO): presynaptic active zone
Molecular function (GO): protein binding
Source: RefSeq, a predicted model, not a curated record